Molecule: messenger RNA, 238 nt
Organism: Prorocentrum cordatum
Lineage: Eukaryota; Dinophyceae; Prorocentrales; Prorocentraceae
Source: the annotation of a GenBank genome assembly
GAGGGGCUUCGGCGGCGCGGGCGGCGGCGAGCUCGGCGCGGCGGCGCGCGGGCUGUGGGCGCAGUGGGCGCACCUGGGCGCGGGACAGCAGAGCCCCAGCGCGGCCGGCACGCUGCGCACCGCGCGCUUGCUGGCGGGCGCCCGGGAGGCCACCGAGGGCGCCGAGGCCGAAGGUUAUUGCCUCUACGCGCACGUGGCCGCAGGCUUCUUCGUGGCGCUGUCGGUCGUCCACGACCAG